This is a messenger RNA of Meleagris gallopavo (turkey), 2616 nucleotides long. The record is from RefSeq and is a predicted model, not a curated record. NCBI's taxonomy places the organism in Eukaryota, Metazoa, Chordata, Aves, Galliformes, Phasianidae.
CUGAACACAGCACUCGAGGUGCGGCCUCACCAGAGCUGAGUACAGGGGACGAUCACCUCCCAGCUCCUGCUGGCCGCACCAUUUCUAAUGCGGGCCAGGACGGCAUCGGCCCUCUUGGCCACCUGGGCAUACUGCUGGCUCGUGUUCAGCCGAGCACCAACCAACAGCCCCAGGUCCCUUUCCUCUUCACACUCAUCCAGCCACUCAGCCCCAAGCCUGUAGCGCUGCAUAUUUUAUGAUGGGCUUACUGUGGCCAAAGCGCGGGACCCGGCUCUUGGCCUUGUUGAACCUCAUCGCGUUCAGCUCAGCCCAGGAACCCAGUUUAUCUGGACCCUUCUGGAGGGCCUCCCUGCCCUCAGAGCUGGGCUCCUGCAGCGCCAGGGCAGGCCGAAGGUUGCUGGUGCCAGCGUCACAAUGGGCAACGGCCGGCGCUGGCCCCGUUGCUACGGUGUCACAAUGGGGUGCUCUGUGACACGGCACCCAGGAGCACUUUGAAAGCGGCUGCACAGCGGUGGGUGCUGCAUCCAGAAGGAGCUUCUGGCUGACGACUGGAAGCAUCUGGAAGGGAUUAGCUCCCACAUGGCUGGCGCCAACAAGGAGCGAUCUGCACGUGUGAUACGGAAGAAGAUAAGCUUCUGGGAGGAUGGCCCCGCAACGGAGCGUGCCUCCAGAAGCCCAGAUGUCACCGCCAAAGAGCGAGUAGCCGUCUGGGACGCGGUGGCCAUCUGUGUGCAACAACAGCUCCUGCUGCACAAGGGGGUCCGAAUUCCCACCUUCGGUUCCUUCGACAUCGUCUCCAAACAGAUCAAGACUAAGGACGAGACCCUGGUUGUGAAGUGGCCGGCGUUUCGCCUGGCCAGGAACCUUCUCGACGUCCACGGUCUGAUGGGUGAUGAGGAAUUCCUGCCAGGCCGCAAGGAGGCGGAGACCCUCAAGUACACUGAGGUGGCCGCAGCUGCGUCUGUGAGCCGGCAGAGAGGGGAGAUCUGCAUAUGUGGCACCACAUCUCUCGUCUCCCGCUGCCUGAAGAAGGGGGAGAACGUUGCCUUUGUCCUGAAGGACAUAGGAGUCCUCAUCUUGGAAGGAGCGCGGGUUCAAAUGAAAUUCUACUAUGACUUUCUCGAGAAGGUCUGUGGGAAAGCGAACCUAGAAACAGCAGUUUUCAAGGUCCCCUGGCUGUUGGACAUGGUGGUGUCCCGGGUGGCAGCGGCGGCCUCCCUGACGCUCUCUGGCCGGGUCGUCGUCUUUCCUGAGUUUCAGUUGGAGUUUGUCCCCAAGCCACCUCCCAGGAAACCAUCCAAGGCCUCAGGAGAAGUCCCUGGUGAGGGCAAGCAAGAGAAAGCAGGGGGUUUGCCACCUCUUGUCCAGAGCAAGAAAGGGAAAAUUCCCGAAUUGCCGCCCUUACCUGGCCGCUUGAGCAUUACCAGCAGAGAGGGUACAUGCUCUGGGAAGGGAACAAGGGUCGACCAGAAGAGCUCUGUGUCCAGUCAAGUUCCAGUGAUCCCAGCGGUGUCUUCUGCCAGAAAGAUGGCUGUGCCUAGCAAAACCCAGGGCGAAGGCACUACCAAAAGCACAGCACCACCGAUGGGUCCAGCAACAAAAGCCCACAGGUGCAAAGAAGAACAAGGGGCGGUGAAGCCAGCGCUGACCAGUCAAGGUCAGCACAAACUUCCAGCCCAAGCCAAAGCACCAGGCACAGGUCGCACUCAUGGAGUGGAACCUCAGAGGUGCAUAGAAGAAAGAGGAGCAGUGAAGUCGGUGCUGACCAAUCAAGGUCAGCACAAACUUCCAGCCCAAGCGAAAGCACCGGGCACAGGUCGCACUCACAGAGUGGAACCCCAGAGGUGCAAAGAAGAAAGAGGAGCGGUGAAGCCGGUGCUGACCAGCCAGCUUCAGGGGAAACACACAGACAAAGCUCCAGCACAAGGGUCAGGUCGAGCUCAGGCAGUGGAAUCUCGAUGGUUCACAAAACAAGGAGCAGUGAAGCCGGCACUGACCAGCCCGUUUCAAGGCAAACUCAUCGCCACAGCAAAACCAUCAGAAAUGCGUCCAGCACAGGCGAUGAGAGCUCAGAGGUGCAAAGAGGAAGAAAGAGGAGCGGUGAAACCAGCACUGACCAGCCAGUUCCUGGGCAAAUACCCAGCCAGAGUCCCAGCACCAGAGGCAGGUCGAGCCCGGGCAGUGGCAUCUCAGAGCAUCAGAGAACGACGAGGAGCAGAGAAAAUCUGUGAUGGCACAGUGCUGGACACAGACAAAGAGAAGCUGAGCCGCCCUCACGGAGCCCAGGCUCCCAUGAUAAUACCCAAAAUAGUGAUUCAGUCACCAUCAAGCUCUGAGCACAGUCUGCCUGAGGAGCCCAUCUACGACACCAACUUUUUUGAUGCCACCACCACGCUUCUGCAAGCGACGACGGGCGCGAAAGAGGUGCGUGAUUCCUAUCCGUAUCAUUCCGGGGUGCCAUCUCCCUGUACAAGGGCAGAGGUGGAGGAACAGCAGGGACUCUCCCAAGACCCCCUGCCUCUGACGGAUGGCAUGGCGACACUCCCUGGAGCCUUGGGCUGGUGCGUCACCAGAGGCGAGUUCCUCCUUCUCCAGUGUCUCGCUCUCUUCUGUUGA